AUGGCGCCACCGAUCAUCGUCUGCUCGUCAUUAUCCUUCGAUCUGGCUCUGGACGAGCGGACGAAGUUGCGGGCAACUGGUUUAUUUACAUUAAAAGUUACUGAUCUAGUGACAUGCAAGGGUCCAAAGCGCAAAGACUGCUGUAUAAUAACAGCAAGGAUGGUAAACGGCGUCAACUUGUACUACGAUAUUGAAAUUAAAGAAAACGUCAUACCAAACAGGGGUAAAAUUGUUGUGAGCGCGAAUGGCAAGCAGCUAGUGAGGCUGCAAAUGAAGAAGCCCUGUGACCAUUUGUUCCUGGGCCCCUUGUUUCAGUCAAUACUGAAUGUAACGCAAGAUUGCGUUUUUGUAAAAGGUCACUAUACUUUUAAUUUAGAUAUAGAGGAAGUUGCUCAGAAAUACUACGGCGGCAUGUUUCUAUACGGCGACAUGAUCUUCAAAUCUGUUUUCUACAGCGACAUGUGCAACUUCUCCUGCACUGUUCUAUCAGUUACUUUUACACCAAGAAACGCAACAUCGCACACACGACUUGGCAUGUCAUAAAAUAAAAACGACAACUUUAA
This is a messenger RNA of Papilio machaon (common yellow swallowtail), 563 nucleotides long. RefSeq lists its product as uncharacterized. Bases 1 to 543 code for a protein of 180 amino acids. The record is from RefSeq and is a predicted model, not a curated record. The transcript has 5 exons. NCBI's taxonomy places the organism in Eukaryota, Metazoa, Arthropoda, Insecta, Lepidoptera, Papilionidae.